GGGGCGCGCCCCGCCCGGAAGCGCGGCGGCGGCGGCGGCGGCGGCCAUGAGCAAGAGGAACCAGGUCUCCUACGUGCGGCCGGCCGAGCCCGCCUUCCUCAGCCGCUUCAAGCGGCGGGUCGGGUAUCGGGAGGGCCCCACGGUGGACACCAAGAGAGAGCAGCUCCCACUUGCUGAUGAGGACAGUGACAAUGGUAGUGACAAGGAAGAUGAGCAGCCUCAAGUGGUGACACUGAAAAAAGGGGACUUAACUGCAGAAGAAGCAAUGAAAAUUAAACAGCAAAUCAAAGAGGCCUUAAAGUCAAAAGAAUCAGAUGAUGAACCAGAACCUGCUGAUGGAAAAAUUAUGUUCAGGAAACCAGCCAAACGUUCAUCAGAGAAGUGUUUGGACUUCAAUGUAAGUUCAAGUAAGAAGAUGAAAGAAGCAAAGAAAACUAAGAAGGAAGCAACUACUUCUCAGAGUACAGCUAAGCAAGUAAAAAACAGCAGUCUUCUCUCAUUUGAUGAUGAGGAAAAUGAUGAUUAGGGUUUGUAUUUUCUAUGCUUAACUUGCUUGUCUAGAAACCUGGAUAACAUUGAGGGCUUUUGUAGGAAUUGAAGCAUGGUGUCUGAGUCUCCUAUUACUUUGUUAUAGUCCAACUAGAGAAAUAAUGUAUAAAAUUAGCAUGAGCUAAGUCUUUGCAGUUAGUUGGAACUGUAUGUCAUGUCUUAAUUUUAAAAGAGAAUGUAACCAUAUAUGUAAAAGCUAUUUGAGGUCCCAAAUGAGUAGCAAAUUAUACCUGUAUAUAUUCAGCUUACAAAUUUUCAAUCAAUUUUAAAAUGCCCUCCAUUACUAAAAUGUAUUUCCUCUACAUUGAAUAGCCUUAGUUGACAAUUGUCAACAAUUGUGGUUUUUACCUGUUAUUAUUGACAUUCAAAAGAGAGACACUUCAUUGCUGUGAAACACAUACUGAAGUUUUUUGUCUCACAGCUUAACAAAAGUUUGCAUAACCUUUGCAUUUGUGAUUUGCAAGAUUAGCUCUUGCAAAGCCUUGCAGUAAAUGAGGCUGCAUUUGCUAAAUUUAUGUAGUAUUGAUUCUCUCUUUGGUGAAUGCAGUCUAAGAAACAUCAAAUUAAUUUGAAUUGGUUGUAAUAUCAAGGUAUAAAGAUUUUGAUUCUAGUUGAUGGUAUCAACUAAUGCAAAAGAAGCCUAAAGCAUUGAAGAUUGUGCGCUUUGGUUUUGACACUGCUGGGCUCAGUGGUUUGAUGGUGUUUUGGGGUUUUUUUAAAAGUAUAUUUGUUCCAGUUAACUACUUAAGUGUUCAUAAUUAUUUGGGAUCUCAGCUUGUUUAAAAAACUGUAUUUCAUCUUUAAGCUGUAAAUUUAAGCAUUAAUUUAGUAUUCUUCAAGUAGGGGGGAAGUUGUAAACAGGGAAUUUUAAGCCAAGAAACACUAUAGCUGCGUGUGUCUUGGUUUAAGACAGUUUCUGGGGCAGACACUCCAAAAUGAGUUACUGCCUCUUUUAGUUUUAACUGCUUCCCUUUCACCGAUGAGCAGAGAUGAAAGCAAGUGAAAAAAUAAAAGUUUACUAAAAAAUGAAACAGCAGCAGGCAGGAUAACAGUAAUCAUCACUAGAUACAAAGGUGUUGAAUCCCAUGGACUGCUUGGAAACAAAGAUGACAAGAUGGCAGAGAAACCCCUCCCCAAAAAUGUUGGUCUCCAUAGAAGACCACGUGGUUCAGGGGACAAAGACAAGCUGGUGGAGAAGCCCCUUCUCCUGACCAUGUGUUGGAGAGAGAACAAAGGGAAAAAACUCACCACAGCAUCUGAAACUCUGUGAUUAUGAAAGUCUCUCUUCUCCAAACAACAACCAACGAGGAACAAGGACAAAGCUAAAAGAAACCUGGACUCUAAAAGCAGUCAAAUGCUGCUGAUCCAUUUGCCCAAUAUCACCACCACUGGACAGGGUCUCUCUCCAGGCAGCAGCAGUAGCUCCAUCAACAGUGGCAGCUGGAACUGGUCAGUGGCUGGAACUCGUGGGGGGACUUGGCCUCCUGCUCAGCAGAAAGUGACAGGCAGAUGCCUGGGGCAGCCUGGGCUCCACGCCCUCCCCGCUGCAGCGGAGCGCUGCUGGGGGGCUGGAGUGACCGUAUGGAGCAGGGGCUGUUCCGUUUUUCCCACUGUGGUGCCAUGGCUGGCCAUCCCGGGUGACAGCAAUGAAAAAGGAAGGAAAAAAGGUCAGAAGAGAAAGUCUUCCCUGGCUCAGAGACUAAAACAAAGGGGAGCUUCUGCCUUGCGCUGCCUCAGCUUCUCAUUAGUUAGCGGGAACGAAAGAGAGGCCUGUGUGAGUGUUGUCUCAUUUUAAAGGGAUCCUGGCAUCUUCUGCCUCCAUGAACCUGGGGCAAGGUCCUCUGGUUCUCCUUCUGACCCCCAGGUCUUAAAGAGAGAGUAACAAUCUCAGGCAGAUGGGCAUAGAAAGAAAGUGUCCAUUUCAGCAUCUUUUCUGUAGCAGGACAGAAACAACACUGAGAGCUGAUGGGAUUUUAGAGAACAAGGUGGUAGGAAUGUCACUUGUGACUUUGAAAUUAUUUGGAUGUAUGGUGUGUUCUGUAACCAUAUAAAACCAGUUCUGUGUGUGACAGGACAUUUGAAAUUAUUUGGCCUGUAAAGCUUCAUCGAGGAGCAAAUUUCAAGUUGCUGUGUGAAACAGCUGGUUUUAGUUUCAUCUGGUAGUAAACAAUAAUUUAUGUUUUCUUUUUAUUGGUCCAAAGAGAUUUUAAUAAAAAUUUCAAUACAUGAAAUGA
Molecule: messenger RNA, 2783 nt
Organism: Serinus canaria (Common canary)
Lineage: Eukaryota; Metazoa; Chordata; Aves; Passeriformes; Fringillidae
Product: KIAA1143 ortholog
Exons: 3
Coding region: 47-526 (159 amino acids)
Source: RefSeq, a predicted model, not a curated record